This is a messenger RNA of Setaria italica (foxtail millet), 885 nucleotides long. RefSeq lists its product as uncharacterized. NCBI's taxonomy places the organism in Eukaryota, Viridiplantae, Streptophyta, Magnoliopsida, Poales, Poaceae. The transcript has a single exon. Bases 120 to 656 code for a protein of 178 amino acids. The record is from RefSeq and is a predicted model, not a curated record.
AAGAAAAGCUUGGAGCCUUCUGCCUUUUAUAAUCUCUUGGGCUGGGCCCGGUUGCCUUAAUCCGAGCCUUUGGGCCAUCCAAUUCCAACUUCCAAGUGUGUCCGUCCAUCCAUUCCGCCAUGAUCCAUCCAAUGUUCUCCGCCGCACGUUGCUUCGUCCCUCUCCAUCCCCAGCCGCACGCGGCAAUCCCCUGCCGCCGCGCGCCGGCGCCCACCGUCGUGUCAGCCAAGCCGCGGCGCUGGACCAGAGGAGGGUCCCGUCGUGACCGCUCAUGGGACGACGACGGCGGCGGCUUCGAUUCCGACGUCGAUGACGGCUUCUUCGGGCAAGAGCAGGACGACGACGACGAAGUGCCGGAGCGGGAGGAGGCAACACCCGGACGGCCCAUCUCACCGGCGCCGGCGCCCGAGGGGGGGCAGCUGCGGGGGUCCGACGUGCUGCGCGCGCUGCAGAGGGCCGCGGCGGCGAAAGAGGCGGCCAGGAGGAAAGACAAGAAGCCCGUGGCGCGCCGGCAGGCCAAGGAGAAGCCGGGGGCAGGCGACGUGGUUGUCGGGGAGGUGAGGCCAGUGGUGAUAAGGCCCGAGUGGGCGGCGAGGAUCCGGGAGCUGGAGCUCAGGGUGCAGCAGCUCGCCGACAAGUACCACCACCACCAGUAGGCUUGUGACCAUUACUGGCAGUGGCCGGGCAGGGACUGCUCUGCUUUCUCAUUUUCUCCUGUGCGACACUGCCAGUCAAGAUUCAGAAUGUAACAAACGUUGAGAAACUGAAGCCAUCAUCUGACGGUUCGCGCGAAACGCGAUUGCGCAUUUCAUUUCCUGCCAAUAUGUGCAUGUGAUUGCACAACGCAAAGAUUUUCCAAGUGUUUCGGGCACAAACUGUGCUACU